UUUUUUUCAACUGGUUAAUUUUUUUAUUUUAAAUUGGUGUUGAAUUAACUUUUUGUUGGGUGUAAAUACUUUAAUUUUUCUGAGUAUCAGAAGUAAAUUGUCUUGUGGAAUCUCUGUAUCAACCUUGUUAAUAAUAAUUGCGAAGAUUUAAGCCAUGUCAGAUGAAAAGAAAGGAGGUGACGUUGACGGUUUGUCUUCUGGUUUAGCAACCCAAUUGAACAUAAAUGCUCCCGUUUUUGUGCCUUCAAAUUUUAAUUUUACAAUUCCAAGUAAUUUACCUAAUCCAUCAAGUGGAAAAGAUGACAAUAAUGAACAAUCUUCAAGUGGUAUUGGUGGUGGUGAAUCUAGUGAACCUGUAGACGAUUGGGAAGAAGUGGCAGCUGGUGAUGAGGUUGAAAUCGAAGAAGGUGACGAUGAUAUGGAUGAAGAAAUUGACAUGGAUGAUGAAGAUGAAAGCGGUCUAGUUGAAGAUAAAGAUGGCGAAGGAAAGGAAGAUCAAAUGGAUGAAAUGGCUGCUGCCGAAUUAGCGAAAAAAAAGAGAAAAGGUGGAAAGAAAAAAAUUUCCGUCUCUAGUGAUAAAUCAUCUAAAAAGCAACAUAUUAAUGUUGUUUUUAUUGGUCAUGUUGAUGCCGGUAAAAGUACCAUUGGUGGACAAUUGUUACAUUUAACUGGAAUGGUUGAUAAACGAACACUGGAAAAAUAUGAGAGAGAAGCAAAAGAGAAAAAUCGAGAAUCAUGGUAUCUUUCUUGGGCUUUAGAUACCAACCAAGAGGAACGAGAUAAGGGUAAAACUGUUGAAGUGGGAAGAGCCUUCUUUUCAACUGAACACAAACACUUUACCCUUCUUGAUGCUCCAGGGCACAGAGGGUUUGUGCCUAACAUGAUUUGUGGUACCUCUCAAGCUGAUUUAGCUGUUCUUGUUAUAUCAGCUCGUAAAGGUGAAUUUGAGACUGGAUUUGAGCGAGGUGGACAAACCCGAGAACAUGCAAUGCUUGCCAAAACCGCUGGUGUUAAAUUUAUGAUUGUUUUGAUUAAUAAGAUGGACGAUCCAACCGUUUGUUGGAGUGAGGAAAGAUUCAAUGAAUGCCGAGAUAAACUUCUUCCAUAUCUAAAACGUUGUGGUUUUAAUCCUAAAACUGAAUUACACUUUAUGCCCUGUUCUGGUUUAACUGGUAUAUUUCUUCGUGAGGUACCACCGGAAAGUAUUUGUUCCUGGUAUCGUGGUCCCGCUUUCUUAGAUUUUAUUGACAGUUUACCCGAUAUGGAUAGACGAGUUGAUGGACCUUUCCGUUUACCUGUUGUCGAUAAAUAUAGAGACAUGGGAACCGUUGUUUUCGGUAAAGUUGAACAAGGUUCUGCUAGGAAAGGAAGUCAUUUACUAUUUAUGCCAAAUCGUAAAACAGUUGAAAUACUUCAAUUAUGGUGCGACGAAGAAGAAGUUAAUCAAGUUUAUUCAGGUGAAAAUGUAAAAAUUAAACUUAAAGGUGUAGAGGAAGAAGAAGUUUCUCCUGGUUUUGUAAUCUGUGACCCUGUUUCUCCCUGUAAUGUUGGUAAAAUGUUUGACGCUCAGGUUGUCAUUCUAGAGCACAAAUCAAUCAUCUGUCCAGGAUAUUCAGCGGUUCUUCAUAUUCACACCGCUGUUGAAGAGAUUUCCGUCAAAGCAAUUAUAUGUUUAGUAGAUAAGAAGACUGGAGAAAAGAGUAAAAUAAGACCAAGAUUUGUAAAACAAGAUCAAAUCGCUAUCAUGAGACUUGAAUGUACCGGAGGAAUGAUUUGUAUGGAACCUUUUAUUCAAUUUCAACAUAUGGGUCGAUUUACUUUACGUGAUGAAGGAAAAACAAUCGCCAUUGGUAAAAUUUUACGAGUUGUGGAAUAAUUAAGAAAAGACCAAGUUCGUCUCUAAAAUUGGAAAUUAACAAUAAUCGAAAUGAUUGAUUGACCUUGUCUUUCGAAAGUAAACAAAAUCAACAAAGAACCAAUCUAACUACUGAAUUCACCUUUAAAGCCAAUACCAAUUUUCUGUUAACCUUUUUUUUUCUUCUCUUUCUUUGAUUCUAUUCUAUCUUCUCUUCUUUCUUUCUCUCGAUAUUUUUCUUUUCUAAAUCAUCUAAAUUUGUUCGGAAAAGAUUCACAUCUUCUUCAUCAUCAUCAUUACCUGGAGAUCAUUUUUUUUUAUUCCAUUUAAAAAUCUUACAUGGACGAUGGAGGAAACAAAAACAAAACGGAAAAAGUUUGAUCAAAAACAGGGAAAUGAACCAGAAAAACCACCACAAGGCAACAAGAGAACUGAAUAACUGACUUUCUAAAAGAGAUGAUUUCAAAAGCCAAUCAACAAUUUAUUAAUUGUUCCACACGAUUGUCCUUGGAAUCGUAUAUAAAAAUUACUUAUGGAAAAUCAUAUAAUAUAUUUAAUGAUAAUGAUGAUGAUGGAUGAUGAUGAUAAUGAACUUAUAUAUGACACAUAUAUGUAUGUAAACUCUCAAUGCUCCUCUCUCUUCUUUCUCUCUCACUAUCUCUCUCUAAAAUUUUAUAUUAAUCUUUGAAAAAUUAACUAACGGUAAACAAACUCUUUUACUCCUCUUAUCCCAAUCAACAAUUUGCUAACACAAUUUGCUAUUAAUAUAACAAAACCCCCUCUUCCCAUAAGAAUCAAAUCAACCAAUUUUGGAUUACAAAACAAUCAACCACAAAGGUCAUGAUACAAAACAAUUACUAAAUCAGUUUACUUAUAAUUGUUCUGAUUAUUAAUCAAUGACCUUUGUAAUAUUUAUGUUCUCUCUCUCUCUUUUUUGCUCUUUAAUCUUCUUUCCCUAUGUUUCUAAUUAACUAAUUGUAUCAUAUUAGUGUGAUGAUAAUGAUAAUGAUAAUUACUAUUGUUAUUGUUGUUGUGUUUAAACACAAUUAAAACAAGACCAAAAUCAAGAA
Molecule: messenger RNA, 2925 nt
Organism: Panonychus citri (citrus red mite)
Lineage: Eukaryota; Metazoa; Arthropoda; Arachnida; Trombidiformes; Tetranychidae
Gene: eRF3
Product: eukaryotic peptide chain release factor GTP-binding subunit ERF3A-like
Exons: 2
Coding region: 155-1876 (573 amino acids)
Biological process (GO): translation
Cellular component (GO): translation release factor complex
Molecular function (GO): GTP binding; translation release factor activity; GTPase activity
Source: RefSeq, a predicted model, not a curated record